Acaromyces ingoldii is the source of this 2597-nucleotide messenger RNA. RefSeq lists its product as hypothetical. The record is from RefSeq and is a predicted model, not a curated record. Bases 357 to 2384 code for a protein of 675 amino acids. The transcript has a single exon. Lineage: Eukaryota; Fungi; Basidiomycota; Exobasidiomycetes; Exobasidiales; Cryptobasidiaceae.
GGGUCUUGCUGUACGAUGCCCAAAGUCUGAUGCACUGUGUCCGUACGGGGUCCUUGUAACCAAAGCAAGCGAUUAGGGUAAGGGUUAGGCGAUAGAGAGAGGCAACGAAAGAAAGCCAAGAUCGGUCUUGCUCUUUUUUUUUUUUGCAGAUCCGACUUCUUGUCGUUGCCACACUCCCAACCAACCCCCUACUACCAAGUCCGCGCCUUGUCUACUCAUCGGCCCCAUCGACCAACGGCUUCCGCAAGCGACUUCAGCUCUAGAAGCUGACGACGAAGCCAGGUCGCAAGUCCGGCGGGUUUCCCCUCGAAUCGUGCGACCCACUCUCUCGAUCUUACGACACAGCCCGACCGACGAUGGCGCAACCAGUCAAUUUUGAAGAUGACUUUCUCGGCCAGCAUCUGGGUCAGCUCCUCAUCAGACAGCCGAGCAAGACGACAGCGCCUCCCCUGUCACAGAGAGAAUCCAGCAGUGGUAGCGAGGCAAGCAGCAGUCUUGGACGAAGACAUUCGGUCUUCGCUUCAGCUUCAGGGGCAAGGCCGUCUCUGAGAAUGUCGGAAGUUGACACUCCGGCAGAAGACGAAGCGGCACCACUCCAAAGACGGAGCUCGAUCCAAUCGUCUUCUUCGUCGAAUCAGCAACAGCAGCACUCUCGCACCUUGUCUCUCGGGCCCCUUUCCCAAACAGACGCCUUUCUUGACAACCUCUUUUCCCCAGCCACGCAACUUGCACCUCCCAUCAAAGGAUCUGCUGGUGGAAGCUCUAGCGGCGUCGGCGCCGUUGAAAGCACAGCUGGUGCCGAGCCCAAAGGAAACUGGCAGCAGCAUCAGCUCUUCUCCUCGCCACUUUCGCCGAAUUCUUUGAUUAGGGACAUUGGUGCCAUGUCGCCUUUGACACCACCGUCGCCAGCGGCAUCCGUCUCGUACUUUGGCACAAACCCUCACCAGAGCUCGAGGCAUGCAUCGGAAGACGCGGGCGCUGGUCCUAGCGCUGGCGCUGCUCCAGCUGAGAGUGCACAAGCGACACCAAUGAAGAAUUCCUUUUCGACGUCUUUCGGGGCCAGGAGGAGAGUCGCGCGUGUGAUGGAGCCGUCAAAGAGCAGAGACAGCCAUCAGACGAUGGUCACGAGCUCACGGCACAACAGCGGGAGUGGCAGGGCAGUUCAGCGCUCUCCCUCGACCUCCUCGCUGUUGUCCGACACUUCCUCGUCACUAUCUCCUCGCGCGAGUGUGGGCAAGUUACGGGAAACGGGAGACAGAGAGAGCAACAGCUCGUCGCAAACGCGAUUCUCGGACACUUCUUCAAGCUCGACAAAUACACCCUCCUCUUCGGAUUUCGACCAGACUCAGCGCUCGUCAUCGGCCUCCUCGACGAAUCCAUGUUCGUCUGUGACAUCCUCGAACCUAAGCUCGAGGUUCAUGAGAAAGAUGUCAAACCAGUCUUCGUCCAACGAGACGGAGCUGACGAGCUCGGUCGACCUGAACAGUCCAGAAGACAAGUCGGACGGUGAUGCACAACCAGAGACUGAAGGGCUGGCACAGGAAGAAGGCGAGGAUUUGAAGGGGUCCAAGGAGGAAAGGGCCAGAGAUCCGAGGACCGAAUUCGACUCCAAGCUUCAGACGGUGACGGAAGAGGAAGCAUGGAGACAAUGGAGAAAUGGCGCAGCAGUCGAACCACCAGAGACGCCAAAGAAACAAGGAAGAGUUUCAUCUGGCGAAGGCGACGAGCCGAAGCCUCUGUCAGUGCGUGGGGCAGCCGCGACAAAUACCGAGGACCCAGAGCAUGUACAGGGGACAGCAUUGGUGCCCAAAUUCACGUCUCUGACGUCGUCGAGGAGUUACGUUCGGAAGAGCAUCGAUCAAAACGAUAUGUCCGAGCCUGAUUCGGCCUCGUCAGUAUCGUCAUGCUGGCCAUUUGAUGCGAGAGCGCCUGCGAAGUCGACGACUUCAAGCGAUAAGGCUUCAAAUUCGGUGUCCCUCAGCUCAAAGCCGGCAAAAAGCCGAGCUUCGGGCGCUUCUGCAUCAUCGACACACUCUACAUCGACCAAAUCGCCGAGAGCUUCGGCAAUUACGGGGGCAACUAGUACUACGGAUGCUUCAGUGACUCGUCAGAAGAAGCUCAUGCUGGUCCCAGACGGCCCCGACGGACGAAGCUUCAAGUUUGUCGAGAUGGAAGACGAGGACGCCGAGAAUGUCGAGGAAGGUGAACGAUCCGCUGGCAAGGACGUUUCCCCUGCAGGUGACGAGGAGCCCAGCGUAGAGGAAGAAAGAGGAGUGUCGGCAGUCGACUUUGUCCACAGAGGAAAAAUUGACGACAAGACAAUUAAAUCAAGCAACACCUCGUCCAAGUCAGGACCAAGACGAGGUCUGCUGCCGGCGUUUUGAAGAAGAACACAAACAUGAACGGAACGAACUUUCUUGGGAGGUGCAUAGCCCUCUAUUCUUGUCUUGUUACGAUGACGAACCAUGGCCGAAACCAUCACAUUUUUUAGAUACACUCUCGAUGUCGCCCGGUUCGCAUUCUAUUCCCUUUGCUUUGCUCACUUUGUAACUUUACUCACCAUCGUUUCCAUGUCCAAUACCAUACACGAGUCCAAG